AUGCCCUGGGCUUACUGUGGGGCCCACCACUUGGGGCAGGAUGAGGUCAAGGAGCACUCUCUCCAUGGGGCACGCACCAGGUUAGACAGGCUCAGGCUGCGCUCUGCAGUGGUCCAGAUGUCCAAGAUAUAUUGUGGGCAGAAGGCAGACACACCAGGCAGCAGCCGGACUGGGGAGUGUGAACCAGGCCAGGAGUCUGCAGGGAGCUUUGGAGGCAGCAGCAAUCCUAAUGCAAUCACACAUGCACUUCCCCGCUCAGCCAUGACCCCUACACUCACCUCAGAAAUGCAGAUUCCAGGCCCCUCUCAGACAAAUGAAUCAGAAAUGCUGGUGGUGCUGCCCCGCAGCCCGGUUUCAGCAAGUCCCCUAGAGGUUCUGCAUCCCUUGAUGUUUGAGGAUAGGCCACUGCAUCAGAUGUACUGGGGGAGCCUCAGGGAGUGUGAGGAAGCAGAAGCCUGUGUCCCAUUGAGAAGAAAGGUGUGCGGUGGCAGAAUGUCUAUUGACGUACACGCCCUGAAGAAGAAGCUCAGCAGGGCAGCCUGUGACCCAGUGACCUGCGCCAUCCUGGGCAGCCUGCUACUGUAUGUCUCGGGCCACCAAGACGGGCCCCCGGGGGCUGGGGGCAGCAGGCCCAGACGCCAGCCAGAGGCCCAGGAGACUGUCCGGCGACCUACACGCUUCCAGCUCCUUCAGGCCAAGUUCCUGGGUACUGGACGGGAGCCCCCCCUCAAGAGGACACGGGAGGUGGGCAGGCUGAUUCUCAAGGACAGGCAUGGGCCCAGCCGGAGCCUGGUGAGUGCUACCAUCAGCAAGCUCCUGGACAAGGUCCAGGGGAGGGCUGGCGGCCUGAGCCAAGGUCCCCCCAGCGAGAAGCCCCGGUGGGGGUCCCCUGCCGGGAAAAGCACUGUGAAAAACAUCCUGAAGAAGUUCUUGGCUGCAGAGGAGAAGGCUGCGAAGGAGAGAGAGGCAAGCGAGAAGCCCCCGGCACAGGGGCUCAAAGCCCCCAGGGGCCUCCUGCCCAAGAUCACAGGCAGGAACUCUGUCCUAUCCAGACUGCGUGAGAAGUUCGAGCAGAGCGGCUGCCUGUGCUCAGAGGUUGGGGUGCUGCCGCUCCGCACGGACACGAGGAAGAAAAAGAACCUGCAGAGGAGGAAGAUGCACAGGCCGGAGGUGCGGGUGCUGCACACGGCCACCAUGGCCAGCACCUGCGUCAGAACACCCCCUGCCUGGUUUCUGGCCUGCACAGCCGAUCCCCUGCCAGCCUUCAGCAUCGCUACCAUCACCUGCGGCCCCCGGAGCUGGCUGUCCCACUGCACUAAGAUCAGUCACUCGGACACCAGGCACCAUCCCCAAGGAGAAACCAGGCUGCUCCCUGACACAGGGGAAGCAGAGCCCGGUGGAGACAAAGCACAUGGGAAGGGGCCCCUUCAGAAGGAGCCUAAAGAACAGCCAGAGCCCUCAAGGCCUGGGACGGUAGCUCAGAGAGGCAGCCACACUGCUGUGCACGUGCCACUACCCUGUGCAGGGCUGGGGCAGGUAUCAAGGCUGGACUCGCCUCAUGCUCCUGGCCACAUGCCUGCAUUGUCCCCACUGGAGUUGGCCACCCCAGAAGGUGCCAGUUCAGCCAGAGAUGACAGGACAGUGGGCAGCACAGCAGGGAGUGCUGUAGAUAGCACCCGGGAAGUGGGGGGAGUGAGAGCUGCCGGGUCUGCAGGGCCCCCGGGGGAGGGUGCAGCAGCAGUUCCCGAAAUCACCAUGACUGUUUGCAGCUCAGAGGAUGAGAUGGAAAUCGUGAUGCCAAACUCAGAAAGAGACCCCUUCUUUGCCACCCAAAAGUAUUUCCCAGAACAGAAAGGGCCGGAGCACAUCCCACCGCUCUACAUGCCAGCGGUCCAGGCUGCUUGGAGGGCACAGCCUGCUGUGGAGCCCCCGCGGAUCACUAUGCAGCGUCCCCUUGUCCAUGUGAUGCCCCUUGGCCCUGCCUCUCUAUACAACACAUCUCCUUGCAAAGACACACCUUCUUGUGUUCUGGGAGGAGAAAGUGCAGUAGAAAAUGCACACAUAGUGUUUCCCACUGUGACUGAGAACAAAGGGGUUCGGAGAGACGCAGAGGAACCCAGAGAGCCUGUCAUGACACCAGCGGGACUUGAAGCUUCUUCCACACAGGGGGCACAGGCAAACCUGAAUUCUGCACCACUGAGAGAUGCUGCCAGGGCUGACAGCAGCACCCCAGCGACAGUUACGGUGCUGAGACCCCCUAAAAAUCCACCUGGUGGAAAGGAAAACAAAUACAGCUUUGAGAAUUCCAAUUAUCUCAAGGGUCACAAGGGUGUUGCCAGAGAGAACAUUUCUGAGCCCCAUGGUGAGCUGCACCAGCUGCCAGAGUCAAACGCAGCCCCAAAGCACAAUAAGGCCACCUGGUCAGAUGAUCCCACAGCAUGGAAAACAAACCCCAGUGGCACCUCUGGCAGUCAGCUCUCACUGUCUGCCAGCAAGGGAAACAUGAUGGGCGCCCCAGUACUGUUGGCGGCCCCAUCCAGGGAAUGCGUCAAGUCUGAGGGUUUUACCACACCAGACUCAAGCCUCCCCCACAAGAAAGAACAUCAAAGGCCACAAUUAGCAGGGCCUGUGCAGCCCCUAAUGAUUGCUGAAGGAAACGCCAGCCCUGAGUUUGGCAAGAAUAGACUGUCAUCCUCAGAUGAACAACCCAAACCAAGCAUCAAAGGCCUCAGCAAGAUGACAGGUGCAGACAGCAUGCUGGGUCACACAUCAGUGUCACCAGGGGAUGGCCAGCACCCAGAGUACAAUGUGGAUGAAGAAAGGUGUGGACAACCAGCAACGAGUCUUUGUGUGGCCGAAGGGAGCAGCAUUAUGGGACAGCGUCUCCCAGGGGAACCGAGCCACCUACAUCUCCGGGCGCAGUCUGGAUCCGCAGAGCACAGGGGCGAAAGCAGCAGCCCCGCAGGCCAGGCCCCCCACACAGAAGGAGCUGCCCACCCCUCUCGACUAGGUGCCUCCCGCAAGCUGGCAGCAAGAGGAGCUCACACAGCAGUAGGAGGCAACGAGGCCAGAGCCAUGGGAGCAGACCCUGCAGGCCACAGCACAGGGGCCAGGGGACAAUGCCCAGCAGGGUGGAGCCUCAGACUGGCAAGGCCGCAGUCAUCGCCUUCUGUGCCCCAGCAGGCCAUCCAGUCAGAAAAGUGGCUUCCUUCAUGGGCAGAGCUCGCCCACCCACCUCCCAUGGAGCCAUCCACAGAGGGUGACAUCCAGCAGGCAGGGAGGGCCCAGGCACACAAGCCCCCUGACCUCCCAGCCCCCCAGGUCCCUGUCUGGGGCACUCUGAAGGCCCAGAGCCUGGGGUGUGUGGCCCAGGGGAGUCCACUAGCACAAGCAGACCUGGGAGGACAGGAAAGUCCCCAGGACCCGGAGAAAACUGCCUCAGGGUACUCAAGGACACAGCAGACUCCACAGCUACAUGGCCAUGGAGGGAGCACAGCACUGUUGGGCCUGCAGGUUGUGCAGAGCGUGGCAAAAGAGCUUCAGACACAGUUGCCGUCAGCCCAGAACCCAGAUGCAUGGGUGGAGAGGCCUUGCCAGCAUGGUGACAAAGGGUGGGCAUGUCCACCAGGGCCAUGGGUGGAACAGGUGAGGAGUCUAGGUCAGGGACAGGGCACUUGGGCUGCCGAAAACCCAGUCACACUGGGAGGGAGCCCAGCAGGGACAGGAAGCCUGGUGGCCCAGGGACAAACUCAAGGACAGAAGCAGGGGCAGGUCCAAAGACAUUCUCAGGGACAGGUCCAGGAGCAGAUACAGGGACAGCCCCAGGGACAGGUGCAGAGACAGGUGCAGAGACAGACACAGGGACAGCCCCAGGGACAGGUGCAGGGACAGGUGCAGGGACAGCCCCAGAGACAGGUGCAGAAACAGCCCCAGGGACAGGCCCAGAGACAGCCCCAGGGACAGGCCCAGGGACAGGUCCAGGGACAGCCCCAGGGACAGGUGCAGAAACAGCCCCAGGGACAGACCCAGGGACAGGUGCAGGGACAGCCCCAGAGACAGGUGCAGAAACAGCCCCAGGGACAGGCCCAGAGACAGCCCCAGGGACAGGCCCAGGGACAGGUCCAGGGACAGCCCCAGGGACAGGUGCAGAAACAGCCCCAGGGACAGGUGCAGGAACAGCCCCAGGGACAGGCCCAGGGACAGGUGCAGAAACAGCCCCAGGGACAGGUGCAGGAACAGCCCCAGGGACAGGCCCAGGGACAGGUGCAGAAACAGCCCCAGGGACAGGCACAGAGACAGCCCCAGGGACAGGUCCAGGGACAGCCCCAGGGACAGGUGCAGAAACAGCCCCAGAGACAGGCCCAGGGACAGGUCCAGGGACAGGCCCAGGAACAGGUGCAGAAACAGCCCCAGGGACAGGCCCAGGGACAGGUCCAGGGACAGCCCCAGGGACAGGCCCAGGAACAGGUGCAGGAACAGCCCCAGGGACAGGCCCAGGGACAGGUGCAGAAACAGCCCCAGGGACAGGUGCAGGAACAGCCCCAGGGACAGGCCCAGGGACAGGUGCAGAAACAGCCCCAGGGACAGGCACAGAGACAGCCCCAGAGACAGGCCCAGGGACAGCCCCAGGGACAGAUGCAGAAACAGCCCCAGGGACAGGCCCAGGGACAGGUGCAGAAACAGCCCCAGGGACAGGCCCAGGGACAGGUGCAGAAACAGCCCCAGGGACAGGCCCAGGGACAGGUGCAGAGACAGCCCCAGGGACAGGCCCAGGGACAGGUGCAGAGACAGCCCCAGGGACAGGCCCAGGGACAGGUCCAGGGACAGCCCCAGAAACAGGUGCAGAAACAGCCCCAGGGACAGCCCCAGGAACAGGUACAGAGACAGAUGCAAAGUCAGGCCGAAGGAUGGGUCCAGGGACAGCCCCAGGGACAGGUCAAGGGACAAAUCCAGGAACAGAUGCAAGGACAAGUGCAGGGACAGCCCCAGGAUCAGGUGCAGGAACAGCCCCAGGAUCAGGUGCAGGGACAGCCCCAGGAUCAGGUGCAGGGACAGCCCGAGGAACAGGCCCAAGUACAGGUACAAGGAAAAGUGCAGGGUCAGCCCCAGGGAUGGGUCCAGGGACAAGUUCAGACUCAGCUGCAGGGACAACCCCAGGGACAGGUGCGAGGACAGGCCCGGGUGAGUGGGAUGGCCCCCCAGGCCUGGGAGCAACCCAUUAUUAGUGAGGCUGGAGGAACACCCCCUGCUGGUGGGAGUGAGCGGUGGGUGACCCGCCCACCAGAGAAAGGUCGCCAGCGGGACCCAGCUGCCAAGUGCCUGCCCCAAGAAAGCCAGCGCCCCCAGGGCAAGAGCAGCAGGGCCUCUGCCCGAGAGCCAGCAGAUGGCCCAGCCAUGCCCAUGUCUGGUGCUGGGAGCUGCCAGGGCAAUUGGGCCCUGUGCCAGGAUGGGAUCCAGAGCAAGCCUGGGGCAGAGAGGGGCCUUGGAGGGGAGGUGGAAGCGCCAGAACACGAGCAUCACAGAAGGACAUUGAGCUUGGCCAAGUACAGAGCCCAAAGCUUCAGUGACCAGAGAGCCUUUGAUCUGUCCUUCAGACCAAUGAGCCUCAGAGCUAAUGACACAUUCAACCUCCCAAAGUGACAGCCACAAUUCUAAUGCCUGGCACCUGUCCAUGAGGCCUUAGAUGUUUUCCUGCCUGCAAAUAUGCUUUGAACAUCCCCAUGGAGACAUCUGUUUUCAUCAUCUUUCACUUUGACGUGACCUGAUCCUGGGAGGAUCCAAGUGACCUGGGGGCCUUCUCACUGCACCUACCACCCUCUCAGAACCUGCAGCAGGUCUGCCCAUAGCCCCACAGCUUCUCGUGGCCCUGGAGUUUCCUGCUUUUCCCGCAGGGUAACUAUUUUAAAGCACACCCCUCCCUAAGCCACACCUUGGAGCACAGGGGCACAUGCUGAGUGUGAACAUCUCCCAGGACGUGCAAUGGCCUCUGCGACCUGGCCCAGGGGGCUGUCCGAUAGCACCGCACACCACGGAGCAGCUGGGCUCUCAGCGUGCACAGACAGGACUGAGCGCACUGUUUCUGCAACUUGGCUGUUGCAGCCAAGUAGUUUCCUAAAAUGCCCCAAGCUCCCUGGAGGAUCCUGGGUGCUGUCCACACCUCUGCUCUCUGGCUCCAUGUCUGCCUAGAGACGGGCACUGUCCAUUGCACCUGUGAGAACAGUUUAGCAAGAGCGCCCUACCUGCCACAAGGCUGGGACCACAGGGCCUCUCCUCCCAGGAAGGCCUUCUCCAUGUGCCAGGCUCAUCCUGGGCUUUGUGUGGGGCCAGGCAGGAGACGUGACAUUGUGCACACAGAUGGUGCGGACAUUCCCUUACCCCACCCCGAUCCUCCCCUCUCCAGUUCAACAAUUAAAGAUCAGGCGGACCCUAGAUGAGCUCCCCUACAAGGGCCCUGAAUUCUGGUGUCUGGAAGGAGUGCCCAGUAUGUGCUUGAGCUUGGGAUCUCCAGAGCUGACCUCAGAGGGCACUGGGACCACCUGCAUGCACCUGGGCCACUAUCAGUUUCUGUGUGGUUUGCUGGCUUUUGGCAGCAAAGUUGGUGUCUGUGAUGUCACCUGAGCACUGGGCACCACUCACCUCAUGUGGGUGCUGGUGGUUCAGCCACACUCAGCACAGGUACAGCCUCCUGGGCAGGGAGGCCGCAGAAGGCGGCAUGGCCUUGGCCACAGAGAUCUUAUGCUGAUGUAGCUCAGCCUCUGCUAGCAGCAUGGAGUAUUCCAAGAAAAAGUGGCCCUGGACCCAGCAGCCUUGGGAGCCCCCACAGGAUCAGGUUGGCUCUCCAGAGCUGCCAAACCCAGAAACUCAGGUGCAUCCCAACAGAGGCAGUGCAGGGCCUUUGGACCUGUGAAUGGCACCUGCUCACACCUAGCCGUCUUCCCUGGGGCCGUGUCCCCACCCCAUGGAGCCCUCCCCUAUCUCUUCGCCUACCCCCAGCUCGGUCCACAGGUUUGGCAAAAGACAUGAGGACAGACAUUACUGUCACUGGGCGUCCCCACCCUAAGUCCCUAAGAAACAGCAGGACUUAGGUUGCUGUUUUCAAGUAGACCAGAGGUCCCCUGAGAAUGCAAGUGGAGGCGUAAGUGGAGACAUGUAAGUGCUGAAGGGACGGUCAGAAUCUCCUCCAGAAGGCAAUUCUGGAGAAGCCAAGCCCUGGCUGCUCUCGGACAGCCGGGUGAGCACAGCCUGGGUGGCCAGCUGUCCCCCAUUUGGCCGAGGCCAUCCUUGCAAUUUGCCAAAUGUGGCCCAGUGGGGCACUGCCCUCAGCUCACAAUGCCGGCAGCUCUGCGUGCUGGCCAAACCUGUGACGAACUCUCAAUGAGGAGCAAGUAGUGAGCAGUGAGUUCACUUUGUGCCCAGACCCUGAGAAGUGGGAGACGGCGAGCACAUCGACAUGCCUGCACUGCCAAUGGACUGUUAUCUCCAUACAACAGCCCUCCUGGGCUGAAGUCACUCUUGCCGGACAGUGGUAUGCUAAUCACCCUCACAGGCAUUUCAGAUAAAACCCAAAGAAAAACAAUAAAUAUAAGGAAAGCAGGAUGUUUAUUUUUGCUUUUUAGUUGACUUUUUCGUUCAUGCUUUUGAUUCCGUAUAUUCGAGUAGCCUUUUUACUCACACCCUGCUGCAGAGUUUUACGUCCCUUCUACUGUUCAUGGACCCAUCUUAAGCCACACGUCUGCAAGUGCAGCAGGCAGACCCCUGACACAGACACUGGGGUGGCCCUCAGAGUGGGUGUCCUGCCGGGUCUACCAGAGAAUGCCAUCGUUCAGACUCUUAUAAAUUCAACGUCACUUCCUUAUUGCUUUACUGAAGAUGUCUCUGCCAUUGGAGUUGUGAGCUUCUAAUCAUAUGUUAGGUUAUAGCUGCAUGUUAAGUUGGUCCUAUGUGGAUUCUUCUUUGUAUACAAACAGCUUUAAUGGAUUAGGCAGAAAAAAUUACUAAAUGUAUUUUGCAUUCUCUCCUUUCUAUUUUUACUAACUUCACUCAGCUAGAAAUGUCAAAAAUGGAAAUAAAAUACAUUUCCCAUUAUAAA
Molecule: messenger RNA, 8089 nt
Organism: Nycticebus coucang (slow loris)
Lineage: Eukaryota; Metazoa; Chordata; Mammalia; Primates; Lorisidae
Exons: 7
Coding region: 1-5640 (1879 amino acids)
Source: RefSeq, a predicted model, not a curated record